Naegleria fowleri is the source of this 2892-nucleotide messenger RNA. RefSeq lists its product as uncharacterized. Gene Ontology annotation, molecular function: transmembrane transporter activity. The transcript has 7 exons. Gene Ontology annotation, biological process: transmembrane transport. The record is from RefSeq and is a predicted model, not a curated record. The coding region runs from base 1 to 2892 and encodes 963 amino acids. Lineage: Eukaryota; Heterolobosea; Eutetramitea; Acrasida; Naegleriidae.
AUGCAACAACAUUCAAACCUCCCAUUGUCUCCAUCACAACAACCCAUCUCAACAUUAUCCACAACAGCUACAGGUCUUGUUUCCUUGUCCCCUUCCCAACCUCAUCAUGUUACUUUUCAAACUAAUAUCUCAAAUUCUGAAGUGAGCCAUCAUCAUCAUCCACACGGAAAUCUCACUUCGGAAGAAGUCCAUCAUCAACAUAAUACAACAAAUAAUUUGGAUUCUCGAGCUAUUCCAUCAUCAAAUGUGGUGGUGAUCAAGAAUCCCUACGACACCCCAACGGAAGAGAAUGAAAAUACUCCUCAACUGGACAACACAUUCAGUGAUCAAGUGAAGGUCAUUGUUCCGAAGGCUACGAGUCCGACUCAGCAUCAUCAUCAACGUCAUCAUCAUGUCCAAUUAUUGAAUCAUCCACUCGAACAUGUCGAUCUCAAUGUCAUGGGAACACAAAGUUAUCAUCAAGAGAGUCUGGCAAACACGUCUACUUUACAAGCAACAACAGGUUCCUCUUCGGCUCAAUUAGGAGAUGACAAGUUCUCAACCAAACACACCAUGACAGCCUCCACUCCUUCCAAUUCUCCUUUUAUUCGUGGUGGUAUGAAUGAAUUUGAGCAAUCGGGAUUUCAUUUUGGAGUUCCUGGAACGCCGAGCGAUUCAUUUCGGAAGAGACCAAUGUUGAAUGUCAACACAGUGAAUCCAACUACCAUUUCUCAACAACAACGAGCCAAUCAAAUAGUUUUGGAGCCAGUUCCAAAUGUAGCAUCAUCUCAUAAUCAGGAGGAUAAACAGAGUUUUACAAAAAAAGGAUCAAUUAAAAUUCAUCGAAUGAAUCACCACAAGAGUGUUGACACUGGUUCUCCAAUGAAAAUUGCUGAUGAGGAAUUGAAACCUUUUGGAACUGAAAUUACGGUCGACGAUGAUGCAGAAUAUAGCACGGAAGAAGAGGCCUUAGUUGACACAGCUCCUCCUCUUGAACAUGACGAUCAAUCUUUUCAAGGAAACGACACCACGCCAACAUUUUUAAGGCCUUCUGAAUCGAUGGAAUCAAUCAGUUCAUUAGUGAUGGAUCCAACGUAUCAGCCAGAAAUUUUGUCGGAUGAAUCCAUGAAGAAAUACAUUGAGAAUGAAUUGACUGCAGGAGGAACUUCUACUGGAAUGUCACUUAAGGAAAGAAUUCCACACGUGUUUUCUUCAGAUAGUCUUGGACAUAAAACAAAACCAUUUCAAUUUCUCAAAGGAUCAGCAGAUACAGCUGCUCCUAUUUUACUUCCUUCACAGAAAAGAACAUUAAGAUCAUGGUUUCUGAAACGAUCAAGAAACACUAUGAGAUUUAAGAAAAAGGAGCAGAAGUGGAGGAAAGAAAAUGCAAAAUACAUUGAGGAUAAUGAUGUGGAAACAGGAGCUAAUGAUUUUAAAUUUGAGAACGAUUCUACUACAGGUGAUUUUGAGGAAGACAACACUGGACCAAUUGAGGUUGAAAAAACACUAACUUGGACCGAAAAAGUGAUUGCCUCAUUCAAAUGGUUCUUUACUGGAAAAGUUGAUAAGAUCCAAUCAAAAAUAUUAUACAAGGAUCUUUCAGAUGAGGAUAGAAAAAAAGUUCAUUCAUUGCUUAUUGAUCUGGCUUUUGCUUUAUCUAUUUAUGGAUUGAGUACAAAUCAAACUGAAUUCCGUCUUACACUGAUCUCUACAUAUUAUGGAAUUGAUGCCUAUUUUUCUUGCACGGUUUGUUUCAUUAUUUCUCUAUCUGAAAUUUUGAUAAACAUAUUUGAUGAUUAUAGCGGUAUAUGGAUUGCGUUCGGUCACAGACCAAAUGCAUCAAAUGACAACAUGUUUACCUAUUUUGUUAAAAUUGAAAGUCAAACUGUAAAUAUGGACAAAUUGACAAAAUUAGAUAAGGUGGCAAGUAAUAUUUCACAUGGAUACUACACGAUUGAUGAUGCUCAAAAAGCUGUUAACGAAAUUGUUCGAGAACCUAAUAUUUAUUCUCAUCCCAUGAUUGCACUCUUUUUCCACUUUAUCACACCAGGAUUAUUUGUAAUUUUAUGGAAAGGAAAUGUCGCUGAAGUUUUAACUUGCUUGAUUGUGGGUCUAAUCAUUGGAGUUCUCAAUUACUUUUGCUCAUCCAUGCCUUUUUUUGCUACUGUUCUUCCGGCAGUGGCCUCGGUAUUGGGAGGUUUAAUUGGCAUUCUCAUGAAGUGGAUCCUGUUUGAUUAUUAUUAUAUUUCUGUUGCACUUUGUGGCUUGUGCACAUCGUAUCAAUUUCUUCCAGGCUCAAUAAUAACAACAUCUCUACAAGAGAUUUCAAUUGGAGCCUCAUUAUCAGGAAUUACUAGAUUGACGAAUGCUUUUAGUAUUAUUCUAAAACUAGGAUUUGGAUUAAUUUUCACAGCUGGUAUUGUCCAUCAAAUACCAAAAUUAUCUGAAAGUGAAGCCAACGAUAUCACCAGACAACCACUCGCGAUCUGGGCAAGAAUAUUAGUGGUAAUAUUAUUAACAACUGUGACCAUGAUAAGUCGUAAAGUUCCUCAACACCUUCCAACUAUGAUUACCAUUGCCAUUACUUCUUUGGCUGCUCACUUGAUCAACUACUUCUUGUCUUUCCUCCACAUUGAAAUUUCUACAGCCAUUGCAGCGACGGUUGUUGGACUGUUAGCAAAUUUGUACACUGUGAUUUCUCAUACUCCUCCUGUGGUUGUGGCAGGUGUUUCUGUUUUAAUGUUGUCACCUGGAUCAUUGAGUUAUCGUGGUAUGGCCUCUUUCAUCUUGACCAGUAAUACUCAGUCAAGUUUGACGUUUUUCCUUGACGUGUUUUUGAUUGGUAUUGCAAUAUUUGUUGGAUUGAUGGUCUCCAAUCACCUUAUUCCAAUUCGUCAAAAGAUCAAUAUUUAA